AUGAAGUCCAAGAAGUCCCAGUCCCCGUCCCCGUCCCAGCGCCGUCGGUCCUGCUUCAGCCUGAGGGGGCGCAAGAAGAAGGGCGGGGCCAUCCGGGGCAAGCUGCGUAUGCGCUCUCUGCCUGGGGCCUUCAUCCUGCUGGGCCUCCUGGUGGUGGUGGUGGGUACUGCGCUGGCCGUGGCUGGGUACUGGCCCUACAGGCUGUCCAAGGCCGCGCUGGUGACCGAGGGGGAGGAGUCGCCGUCCGGGUGGAGCGUCGGAGCCAAGGGUCUUCUGUCUUCAGCCAGAGCCGGCCUGGUGCACAGCGAGCGCAUGAAGCUGCUGGGACCCGUCAUCAUGGGCGUGGGGCUGUUCAUCCUGAUCUGCGCCAACACCGUCCUGUACGAGAACCGCGACCGGGAGACGCAGAUGCUCCUGGCGCAGAUGAGGAGCGUGAUCUGCUCCGUGUCGGCCGCCGUCCCCUCCGCCGACCUCCAGGAGAUAGCCGUCGCCAACUCCAUGACCAAGCACUACCAGUGGGUGAGCAGCCUGCCCGCCGCCCACCUCAACAUCCUCUGCCUGCAGCAACUCGCCUGCUCCGAACCCAUUCUCCGCACCAGAACGGGCGAAAGGGACUACCACCAGGCCGUGCUGCAGACCCAAGCGCUGCACCACCAAGAGUCCGAAUCCACGCCGUCCCUGAAAUCGUCCAAAUCGAACUCUUGCAACUCCAGCCAGACGGAUUUCAAAGCGGAAAACGUCACGCCGAAACGAAACAUCCCGCUGGUCAAAGUCAACAACUGCCUGGUUUCGGCGAGCUCCAUGUCGACGUUGGGCGUGGAGGACAGCGUGGACGUUCGGCUCUCGCUGCCCCGGCGGUGCCACAGCCUGAGCUAUAGGACUAACCCUUACAAACACGGCGUCCACUUGAAGGCGCUCAUCAAGGCAAGCGACCCGGACACGAAGCAGCUGGUGGGGCAGCGGGGCGAGCACAGGUCCCACGUUUGCGUGAGCAUCCCGGGACAAAUCGUGGAUAACAUGUCCGAGGAGAUGACGCACCGGAGCUGGCCCAGACUGGACUUGGGAAUCGGGAGACGGUAUCUGAAAUUGGAAAACAAGGAGGAUUCCGUGGACAAAUUGCUGGACCAGUUGGAGAAUCAGUGCUCGCAGUGGGAUAAAAGCUUCGGAUCGGGACCUUUCCAGUGA
This is a messenger RNA of Boleophthalmus pectinirostris (great blue-spotted mudskipper), 1185 nucleotides long. RefSeq names its product transmembrane protein 200B (gene tmem200b). The transcript has 2 exons. Lineage: Eukaryota; Metazoa; Chordata; Actinopteri; Gobiiformes; Gobiidae. The record is from RefSeq and is a predicted model, not a curated record. Bases 1 to 1185 code for a protein of 394 amino acids.